This is a messenger RNA of Notothenia coriiceps (black rockcod), 2379 nucleotides long. Its product is annotated as importin-13. Bases 33 to 2096 code for a protein of 687 amino acids. NCBI's taxonomy places the organism in Eukaryota, Metazoa, Chordata, Actinopteri, Perciformes, Nototheniidae. The transcript has 18 exons. The record is from RefSeq and is a predicted model, not a curated record. Gene Ontology annotation, cellular component: cytoplasm. Gene Ontology annotation, biological process: protein import into nucleus.
GUCCAUGUGCAGGUGUGUGAAUCAGAAGGUGUAUGUGCAGGUACACUGAUGCUCUGGUGACCCUGAUGCCUCUGGUGCUCGGUCUCCAUGACCAGCUGAAGACAGCGGCGAGGGACGGGGACAUGGAGAGCUCACAUGGUAUCUGUCGUAUCGCUGUUGCUAUGGGGGAAACACACUCCAGGGUUUUGUUGGAACAGGUGGAGCACUGGCAGGAGUAUCUGGCUCUGGUGAACAUGAUUCUGUUCUGUACCGGCAUCCCAGGGUACUACCCGGUCAGUGAGACCACCAGCUCCCUGACGCUCACCUUCUGGUACACUCUGCAGGAUGACAUCUUGUCAUUUGAUGAGGAGAAGCAGGCAGUUUACCUGCAGGUCUACAGGCCAGUUUACUUCCAACUGGUGGAUGUGCUGCUACAUAAAUCCCACUAUCCCUCCCAGGAGGAGUACGCCUCCUGGUCCUCUGACGACAAGGAGCAGUUCAGAAUUUACAGAGUUGACAUUUCCGACACAUUGAUGUAUGUGUAUGAAAUGCUGGGGGCGGAGCUGCUCAGUAACCUGUACGACAGGCUGGGCAGACAACUGAUGGACCCCCAACUGUCAGCAGUGUGGCAGGACACAGAGGCCCUGUUAUUUGGCUUCCAGUCCAUCGCUGAGACCAUAGACGUGAACUACUCAGACGUUAUCCCAGGUCUUAUUGGUCUCAUCCCCAGAAUCAACAUCAGCAAUGUAAUGCUGGCUGACACCGUCAUGUACGCCAUAGGAUCUCUGGCUGAGUGGCUGGCAGAUCACCCCGUGAUGUUGGGUGGCAUAUUACCCAUGGUGCUUCAGGGCCUUGUGAAGCCAGAGCUGUCUGUGUCCAGUGUGUCCACUCUGAAGAGGAUCUGCAGGGAGUGCAGACAUGACCUCAGCCCCUACGCCCAGGACGUCCUGACCGUCUCACAGGAUGUACUCGUAAAAGAAAUCCAUAAGAGCAGCCAGUGCAUGUGGUUGAUGCAGGCUCUGGGUUUCCUCCUGUCCGCCCUGCCUGUAGACGAGAUUCUGGGCAGACUUCACUCUCUCAUCACCCCUCACGUCCAGCGGCUGGACACACUGGCCCAGCAGGAGCCGGACCCCACUAACAAACAGGCUAUCGUCCACAUCCUGGGGAUGCUGUCAAGCCUCUUCACCACUCUGGACAUCAGAGACUCAGACAGCUCAGAGUCCGCCUCCAGCCAGAGACCCUCCACCCCUCAGAGCACCCCCAAUCCAGUAGUUGUUGUUCUGCAGCAAGUGUUCACAUUGAUCCAAACCAUCCUCAGCAAGUGGCUUGAUGACUCAGAAGUAGUAGAGGCAGUGUGUGGGGUCUUCGAUAAGUCGGUCCGAACUCUCCUACAUGAUUUUGGGCCAAUGGUGGCUCAUCUGAGCGAGAUGCUGGGGCAGAUCUACAGCGCCUACCCACAAUCCUCAGCUCUGGACCUUGCCCGGCAGAUGGUUCACAUAUUCUCCGGAGAGGAACAACACCUCUGUACCAUCAGGGGCCUCAUAGAGGUGUUGACAUCUGUGACACUUCAUUUAUUUCAGCAAGGUCCACGGAAUCAUCCUGACAUCGCAGAAUCAUUUAUGAACCUUCACGCUCAGAUUCUUAAGAGGAAGCCUGAACUCUACCUGUCUGAGCAGCUCGAUGUUAAAGGGCUGUUUUACUGCGGGAUUCUAACACUUAAGUUUCCAGAGACACCCACAGUAAAAGCUGCCGCUCAAUUCUUUACGGAGCUGUUGCCUCGCUGUAAGGACAUGCCCUCCCUCGGGGAAGUGUUGCAGAGGGACGGACAGCUUCUGACAGAGACCAUACUCCAGGCGGUAGGAGGCGAGUCCUCCCGCAGUCUGACGGAGCAUUUCUCCGAGGUGUUGUUGAGUCUGAACCGACACUGCCCGGCUCUGCUGGCUCAGUGGCUGAAGGAAAGUCUACAGAGCCCAGGGUUCCCCUCUGCACACGUCUCCUCAGAGCAGAAGCACAGCUUCAGCCAGCAGCUACUGCGGGAGCAAACCAACAAGCGACGCGUUAAGGAGAUCGUGAAGGAGUUUUCUCUCCUCUGUCGGGGUCUGCAGGGGGCCGGAUAAUCCCAUAGAUAGACUGAGCUCGGAGCACUGCGCUCGGGAAGAAACAUCCGGAAUCUGCUUCACUGGUAAAUGGUGCCAAAUUGGACCGUUUGGGGACGAUGGACAACAUAUCCAUAAUACUUGGAUUGAACCAAAGCAAAAACAGAGAUUGAAUGGACGAUUAUUCGGAUAAAAGGAGCUCUGUGCAACAUGUUUUUAUUACAAGACUCUUGUAAAAAAGUGUCCCAUCUCCGCUCUCCGUAACAAACAACAAUAAACAGUUCAUUCUUUGCAUCUGCAUGAG